Messenger RNA from Chara braunii, 1700 nucleotides. The record is from the annotation of a GenBank genome assembly. NCBI's taxonomy places the organism in Eukaryota, Viridiplantae, Streptophyta, Charophyceae, Charales, Characeae.
CUGGGCAUCCGCGUGUCAGUUUGUAGUCCCACCAAAGAGGGGUUUAUUUAAGGCAAGAAUUUAGUGAUGUACGUGGCUCCUGCCAAGGAGAUAGCAAUGUGGAUGUUGCAAUUGGGGCGAGCAGAGAUAGAACUGGACAAAAAAAUGUAUUCCAUCUCCUUUCGCCCCUGGAUGACGGAGCAAGAGCUCUGGGAAGUGCGAGAGGUUGCUAGACACAGUUUCUUCUGGAUCCGAUGCCAGCAAGUCCCAGUGGCAGCCUUAGCCCCACUUUACGGAGCGGUGGAAGAUGCGUUCGGCAAGGUCAUUAAAGAAUUCCCGGCCUACAAAGACCCGCUGGCCCCGGACUUAUUCAACAUCCGGUUGGACCUUGAAUCGGCAGCACGAUUGCGAUAUAAAAAAUAUCUGGUAGUCGACCUCGGUACCCACGGUUUCGUCGACAUUGAAGUGGUCUGUGCGUCGACCCCAUGGUGUCCAGCGUGUCGCCAGCACUUUCACGUGGAAGGGGACCCGGAUUGUUCGAAAGGAAAAGGGGAACGCCCAUCAUAUGCGGAGAAAACGAAAUCCGGGAAACUGAACUCAGAUCCGAAAGCAAAGGGUAAAGACCCCUUGCCGAAGAACGAUCCCAAAAGGGCGAAGGGGCCGCAAGGCCCCCACCCACCCCCAGCCCAGAAGGAAGAUGUUGAUAAAACAACGAAGGGGGCGACUUACAAGGAUUUCCCUCCCCCUCAGGGAGGAGGGAAGCCACAGGAAAAGCCUGUGAAGCCUGUAGAUCUCGACCCAACAACGGAAAUGGAAAUUGAGAAAGCCUCAGUUGAGAAGGAGGAUGGGGACAAAGAUCGGAUGGAUGAAGACAAGACAGCAGCAGGAAGAGAGAAAAGAAAGCGGCAAGAAGAGCCGAUACUGGAUGAGGAAGACGAAGAGGAGCAACACAAGGAGAAGGGGAAAAAGGAGGAGACCGAGGGGAGUAAGACGGGGGAAGAGGAGGAGGAGGAGGAAGAAGAGGAGGAGGAGGAAGAAGAGAAAGGUAAAUUGGGAGAUGAAGACUCAAAGGGAGAGAAGGAAGGGGAAGCCUCAACCUCGGAAAGCGAAAUGAGGGAAGAGGAGGAAGAGACAGAUGGAGAGAAACUAGGGCUGGCUUUCCUCGUGAAGAAGAGGAGGAAGAGGAAGAAGAGAACAUGCAAUUGGAAGAUGCAAGACUUGAAGAGAGAGAAGGAAGGAGAAGCCUCAACCUCGAAAAGCGAAAUCAGUGAAGAGGAGGAAGAAACAGAUGGAGGAAAACUAGGGUUGGCUUCCCUUAUGAUUGCUGACAUUAAAAUUUAUCGAAACAAAAUUUUCGAUGAAACAACAGAGAAGGUUGCACUUCGGAAGGCAGACUCGAAAGGAUCCUUUUCGAAGGAAGUUUUUGCGGAUUGCCAUGAAGCACUGUCGACUCCAGAUAGUGACAAGGCAAAGAACGAUGUCGUCGGUCAGAAACAAGCCCUAAGGGCAGCCGAAGCCUCCCCUGCCAAAAUUGGCAGGACUCAGAAAGCCACGAAGCCAGCAGUAUAUAACCACCGGGAGCAAAGCCAUCCCCUCCCUAGCCCCUCCCAUGGGCACCUUGGGUCGUGCGGACAAAGUAAAAACCACUGAGGUGGCAGUACCAUUGAUUUGCAUACAGUCGCCAUAUGGGCCAAUGGUAUUAACAAAACUGGACAAGAACG